This is a messenger RNA of Nerophis lumbriciformis (worm pipefish), 240 nucleotides long. Lineage: Eukaryota; Metazoa; Chordata; Actinopteri; Syngnathiformes; Syngnathidae. The record is from RefSeq and is a predicted model, not a curated record.
AUGAAUAUCGCUCAUGAAGUAGAUUUACUGGUGGAGGAGAUUGAACGACUUGGCAGCAAAAAUGCUGAUGGUCAAACAACUGUAAAGUUUGGAGUGCUGUUCAAAGACGACCGCUGUGCCAACAUCUUCGAGGCAUUGGUGGGCACUUUGAGGGCCGCCAAGAAGAAGAAAAUUGUCAAGUUCGAGGGAGAGUUGCUUCUGCAGGGUGUCCACGAUAAUGUUGACAUUGUUCUACUUUAG